AUGGGACUGCUUUACCCCCGCUUCCACCUACCCUUCUUCCCACCCCCCGCCGCUGUCCUGCCCAGACGCCUGCUUGGGCGGAGAGAGGGGGUUGGAGGUGAGGAGGUGCAAAGGCGCUCGGAGCGGCGGGACAGCCGCGCGCUCUCCGCAGUGAUGUCAACCGCAUCCGCCGCAUCGUCCCCUCACCACCUCCACCCCGGCCUCGCCCGCGCCGCGGCCCGCGGAAACCUUGGGGUCGAGAAGCAGAAGGCGUGCGGGUGCCCUGAGCCCCCCACUCCAUUUGCAAACGUGGGAGAGACAGGGAGUGGACCAGCCGCGCUGCCGCAGCUCCCGGUGCGGAAGAAGGGGAAGGAGGAGAAAGGGGCGGUGGGCCCAGGGGUAGUUGGACGCCCCAGGUCCCGUGGGGGAGUCUGCCUGGAACUGGUGCUGCCGGGUUUAGAUCAGGGGCGCAGGGCACGGACCCCUGCGAGUGUGGCGCGUGUGGGCACGGAGAAAGCUCCCCCUUCUCCCAGGAUAGAAACGGGAGAUUCGGCCGCACCCAAAGAGGACGGCGGACGAGAUGAGGGCUUGGUGGAGCGACCGGGCGCGCCUUCCCGCCGCCCGCCCCUUCCCCCGGGAAGGGGCUCUGGCUGCCGCUCCCUAGAUGUGCCUUCCGCUCUGCAUCCCUCCCUCUGUCAUCUGUCUGUCUAUUCUCUCGGUCCCUUUUAUUCCAGUAGAUCUGCUGCCUUUCGUUCGGCGGGGCUGACACGCUGCGGACUGCAACCAGUCUGUGAAGAAAGAGGAACAACAAGGCAAAGACCUGGAGUGGUACCCCCGGACAAAGCACUCGGAGCUCGGCGAGAAGGGGUGCGCGAGAGCGCUGGCUCGGGAAUUCGCGAGAUCUCCGACGCCCAGGGCGCCCGCCCGCGCCGACCUCUGAGGGUAUUCACAUUGAAUUGCAUCUAUCUUUUCGAGAGGACCGCAGCAGGCGGGUCCGGGAAGGCUGGUUCCCGGAUCCCUGCCGCGGACCAGGGCGGCUCACUCAGCGGCACGCCCGGCCCCGCUACGCCUGGACUCGGCCGGCGAGGAAAAAGCCUGGAUCCGAAAGGAUGGGGGAGAACAAAGAGCCUUUGGAAGACGUCGCCGUUAUCUCAUUGUCUGAGUGACUGGGGGAGCUGCGGUGGAGAGGAUGCUGUGGUCCUUCCUCCCGGCGCUCCCCCACCCCCACCCCUCUCCCCGCUGUCAGUGCGCACGCACCAGCGCCGCUUUUUACUUCUUUUUCCCUGUUUGGUUUUUGUGUGUGUGGUGUGUUUUUUUUUCCAUUCCAUCUUCUUUCCCAUCCCCUUUUAUUUCUUCCACCUUUCCUCCCUCCUCGCCUUCCUCCGGAGAAAGGCCUCUCUCUCCGUGUUCACAGCGGACCUUGAUUUAAAUGUCCAUACAAUUAAGGCACGCGGUGAAUGCCAAGAAUGGGGCCGGCUGAGCGCCGUGGUCCGUGAGGACCCGCCAAGGAAGGAGCCACGGAGCCGAGGCGCCCUCCGCAGAGCCCAGCGCUGCGGAUUCAGGCUGGAGGGGUCCCGGGCUCCCGGCCGCAGGAGCCCUUGGCGCGGGGAGGUGUGUGAUGUGUGACAGACCGGGGCUGAGAGAUGCGAACGGACUCGGGGAGAGAAACCGAAGCUGCUUCUGUGAUCAGCGCAGAUUUGUGCGAG
Messenger RNA from Myotis myotis, 1685 nucleotides. RefSeq lists its product as uncharacterized. The transcript is spliced from 5 exons. The record is from RefSeq and is a predicted model, not a curated record. Bases 1 to 1605 code for a protein of 534 amino acids. NCBI's taxonomy places the organism in Eukaryota, Metazoa, Chordata, Mammalia, Chiroptera, Vespertilionidae.